UUUCUAUGCUUCAAAUUACUUUCUACAUGCCUCCAGGAGUUGUUCCAACAAUUAAACAACAACAAUUGGAUGAUUGGCAAAGGGAUCUGCUUGUUCACACAACAAUAUAUAAUCCUGAAUCUUCUUCUCCAACGCAAUACAAAGUCACUCUUCGUUCUUUUGAAUUUUGUCUUAAUGGUCUUUAUAUGGUUCGCUCUACUCUUUUGGGUUUUAAGAGAUCUGUGCAAACAGUUAAUUAUGACUUUAUGAAGUUUACAAAGUUUUUAAUUCCGUAUACUGUCUUCUCCGAUUCAAAACUUUUUUAUCCGCUCUACUCAGUCGACGACAAAACUUUGAAUUGGCCGAGUAAGGAUUUCUUUAGCAACUUCUAUGGCGGUCCAUAUUAUACUCCACCAGCGGUUGGAGAGAAUCAUGAAGAUGACAAAACUGGCGGUAUAUUAUGUUUUAAUUUAUUUUUAAAAGAGUGGUGUCAAUUAGUGAUGCGGGGGUUCCAGUUCCUGAACUGGAAGAACCGAUAA
Messenger RNA from Meloidogyne enterolobii, 518 nucleotides. NCBI's taxonomy places the organism in Eukaryota, Metazoa, Nematoda, Chromadorea, Rhabditida, Meloidogynidae. The record is from the annotation of a GenBank genome assembly.